This is a messenger RNA of Fraxinus pennsylvanica, 306 nucleotides long. Lineage: Eukaryota; Viridiplantae; Streptophyta; Magnoliopsida; Lamiales; Oleaceae. The record is from the annotation of a GenBank genome assembly.
AUGGAACCUGGGCCUGUGACUGUUAUAAACCUCUUUGAUUCAAUGUGGUUCUACUCCCAAAUCCUCAAGAAACAAUCAAAUUCCUCAAGUUCACCAAACCCUGAUCGGCAUAAUCAAGAAAAUUCAAGAAAACCCAAGAUUUCAAGCCAAUUAACAAUCCAUACUAGAUCCAAAAGUGACCGGCCACGAACAUGUCUACGCCGCCGUCGAGAAGCCGCUGAUCUGGGCACAAACUACCGCCGUGUUCGAGAUUCUACACGACCUCCCCCAUUUCUCCCAAAAUCUCGAUUCAUCACCAUCCCAUAA